UGUAGAGAAUUUUCAAAAUUAAUUUUUGAAUGCAAUAUUUAUAGAUGAUUGAUUAUAUACAAAUCCAACAAAUUACGAAAUUAUCAAAGAAAACGACGUGUCAUACCUGGACAGAAUGGAACCGACAAAAACCAGCUUUUUUGGGUUUUGAACUUGUGGAACUCUUCGGCGUCUUCCUUAAAUCUCCCUUCGCAAAGAACUCAACUUUACAAAUGGGUUUUUAGCAGAGACAGGGAAACUGUAUAUAGAAGGAAGAACUAUGUAGCCUGAAGCUGCAAAAAGAGACGAGCUAGAGACUAGAGAGGCUGACUCUGUGACUUGCGACAUCUGAACUAGAAUUUUAUUUGGGUCCCAUAUAAUCGUGGGAGUUUAAAAACAAGACCCACUUUAGCUUACCGUGGGAGUGACAUUCAGCAUCUUUACAUACAUAUCCAAGUACAGAACUCACCUACCUUUCUUGUAACUCUAUAGACUUUUCUGUAUCUGCAAGAGAAAGUCAGAAAAGACGAGACAAUGGAUGAGAACAGAAUAAAAGUUUCUUUGCUUCAAAGUGACAACUCAAGUUGGAAUGUCUUUGGUGUUGAGAAUGAGCAAUUUGAGUCAAUGGUGAAGGGAGCAGAGAAUGAUUUAUCAUGUGGUAGCACAAGUUCUAGGAUUUAUGGUUUGCAAGUUAAGGACGAUGAUGAUUGGCCAAUGGUGGAGAAGAAAGGGAACCAGUUUGUGGUUAAUGGCCAACCCUUCUAUGUUAAUGGGUUCAAUACUUACUGGCUGAUGGUAUUCGCUGCUGAUCAAUCUACCAGGGGAAAGGUCAGUGAAGUGUUCCAACAAGCUUCUUCUGUGGGUCUAACAGUUUGUAGGACUUGGGCUUUUAACGAUGGCCAGUGGCGAGCUCUUCAGAAAUCUCCAUCAGUUUAUGAUGAGGAAGUUUUCCAGGCCCUAGAUUUUGUUGUAAGUGAAGCAAAGAAGUACAAGAUCAGGCUCAUAUUAACAUUAACCAACAACUGGGAGGCAUAUGGUGGCAAAUCACAAUAUGUUAAAUGGGGAAAAGCUGCUGGCCUUAAUUUGACUUCAGAUGAUGAAUUCUUCUCUCAUCCCACUCUCAGAAGCUACUAUAAGGCCCAUGUUAAGGCUGUGCUCAAUAGAGUCAAUACUUUCACAAACAUAACUUAUAAGAAUGACCCCACCAUUUUUGCUUGGGAAUUGAUGAAUGAGCCUCGAUGCACCUCAGACGCUUCUGGUAACACACUGCAGUCUUGGAUACAAGAAAUGGCAGUCUAUGUGAAGAGCCUGGAUGCGAAGCACCUGGUGGAGAUUGGAUUGGAAGGAUUUUAUGGUCCCUCGACCCCUGAUAGGGCUCAGUUUAAUCCAAAUUCAUAUGCUACACAAGUUGGAACUGACUUCAUAAGGAACCAUCAAGUUCUUGGUGUUGACUUUGCUUCUGUACACAUAUAUGCAGACUCUUGGAUUUCCCCAACAAUAUCUGAUGCUCAUAUCCAAUUCACCAAAUCAUGGAUGGAAGCCCACAUAGAGGAUGCUGAGAAAUAUCUGGGAAUGCCUGUUGUGUUUGCUGAGUUUGGUGUAUCUACAAAAGAUCCCGGCUACAACUCAUCAUACCGAGACACGCUUAUUACUACAGUGUACAAGACUCUCUUAAACUCAACAAAGAACGGAGGCAGUGGGGCUGGGAGUCUUUUGUGGCAGCUGUUCCCUGAUGGUACUGACUACAUGGAUGAUGGGUAUGCAAUUGUUCUUUCAAAAUCUCCUUCGACGUCAAACAUUAUAUCUCUUCAUUCAACAAGAGUUGCCAUCUUCAACCACUUGUGUUCUUGGAAAUGCCGUUGGGGUUGUAAGAAGAGAAAUUCUCUAGAGGCUUUCCUUUACCAUGAUGAUCUGUAAAAUAGUAUAUGGAAAAAUCUCUAAUAUGAAGAAAAAAGCAAAUAUGUAGUCAUCAUAAAAAUAUGUACCUGUUUGCUGCUGCAGAAAUAUGAAUACUAAAUGGAUAUUUAAAACAAAGCAAUUGAGCCAUGAGGGAGGAAAAAUAAGAGUGCCCAGUGCUG
Pistacia vera is the source of this 2057-nucleotide messenger RNA. RefSeq names its product mannan endo-1,4-beta-mannosidase 6-like. The record is from RefSeq and is a predicted model, not a curated record. The transcript is spliced from 7 exons. The coding region runs from base 514 to 1896 and encodes 460 amino acids. Gene Ontology annotation, molecular function: hydrolase activity, hydrolyzing O-glycosyl compounds. NCBI's taxonomy places the organism in Eukaryota, Viridiplantae, Streptophyta, Magnoliopsida, Sapindales, Anacardiaceae.